Messenger RNA from Sebastes umbrosus (honeycomb rockfish), 4402 nucleotides. RefSeq names its product solute carrier family 45 member 3. NCBI's taxonomy places the organism in Eukaryota, Metazoa, Chordata, Actinopteri, Perciformes, Sebastidae. Gene Ontology annotation, biological process: transmembrane transport. Gene Ontology annotation, molecular function: sucrose:proton symporter activity. The coding region runs from base 266 to 1825 and encodes 519 amino acids. Gene Ontology annotation, cellular component: membrane. The transcript is spliced from 7 exons. The record is from RefSeq and is a predicted model, not a curated record.
UAUGAUUUCAUGAAUGAAAGUUGCUUUUUUUUUUCAUCUUUUAGGCCUAAUAUAUUUAUACCGUUCUGUUCUCUGAAGACGUCGCGUCUGGUACAAUGCCACAGAGCGACCAGCUGACAACCACCCAAAGCCCCUCUGGAAAGUCCUUUUUACUGAUCAGCUGUGUUAAUAUGGGCCGAUUAUUCCGCAUAAGGACUAAACACUGUGAACAGCAAAGAUAUUACAUUCAAACAAGACUGUAAAGGAACGCCUAAAGAAGGCAAAAAUGAAUAAACCAAAGAUGCAGGUGGAAGGUACCAAAACAAAAGACCUGGUGUGGAAGUUGUUUCUGGUGAACAUUGUAUCGUGCAGUCUGGAGGUGUGCAUGGCUGCAGUGACCGUCUACAUCCCACCUCUGCUGCUGCAGACCGGCAUGGAGGAACGCUACAUGACCAUGGUGCUCGGGGUGGCUCCAGUCCUGGGUUUGAUCAGUAUACCCGUGAUCGGCUCAGCUAGCGAUUCGUGGGAGGGUCGCUUUGGUCGUCGCCGGCCGUUUAUCUGGAUGCUCAGUCUUGGAGUUUUACUGGGCCUGCAGGUGAUGCCUCGGGCCGGGCGCCUGGCGGUGCUAAUGUCCCCACAGCACCCUCACCGGCUGGAAGCUCUUCUGCAGGCCGGAGCUGUGUGUCUCAUAGAGUUCUGUGUGAACGCCUGUCUAACCGUGCUGUUGGCCCUGCUGUCGGACCUGUUCCCUGGGGAGGAGGAGAUCCGCAGAGCGUUCUCAGUAUAUUCCAUGAUGACGAGUCUGGGGGGAUGCCUGGGGUUCCUGCUCCCUGCCGUGGACUGGAGCCAAGCACCCGUAGCGACAUACCUGGGAGGCCAAGAGUCCUUCAUCUACACCCUGCUCACCUUCCUCUUCCUCAGCUGCCUUCUCCCCACCGUCUUCAUCCAGGAGGAGACGGGAACCAGAGGAGGAGAGAGGAAGACAGUCGCCCCUUUGAGAAGCUGGAGCAGCAGAUGCUGCUCUCGGCCUCAGUGUUCCAUCGUCACACUCGGUCGAUGUGUGUCAGCGUGUACGUCAGUGUUCCCUCGCUCCUACGCAGCGUGCACGCGUGUGCCGACGGUCAUAUGGCGACUGUUUGUGGCGGAGACGUGCAGCUGGAUGGCGCUGAUGAGCGUCGUGAUCUUCUUUGCUGACUUUAUGGGGGAGGGGUUGUACAAAGGAGUGCCGAGCGCAGAGCCGCAGUCACAGGGAAGAAAACAUUACGAUGAAGGUGUGCGUAUGGCCAGCCUGGGUCUCUUCCUGCAGUGCGUGGUAUCGCUGCUGUGCUCUGUGCUGAUGGACUCCUGGGUUGCUCUGCUGGGAGCCAGGGUGGUGUACAGCAGCAGUGCAGCUCUGCUGGUGUUUACCACCGCCUUCAUGAGCGUCUCAAACAGCGUGGUAACGGUCACCGUCAUGGCGGCCGUGACAGGAUACACACUCUCCGUCCUUCAGAUCGUGCCGUACACCCUGCUGUGUCUCUAUCACUCAGACAGUCAGGCUUUCUUCACAUCAUCCAAGCCCAGACAUCGACAGCUCAGCGGCAACACCGGGGAACCCCAAGUUUCAGUGUUUGCGGGUGGAGGCACCAAAGGCGAAGCAGUCUCACAGAGAGGGAUCUGUUUUGACAUGGCGAUAGUGGACAGCGCCUACCUUCUCUCACAGUUGGUGCCGGCAAUGUGCCUCGGCUCCAUAGUGCAGCUGGCUAACAGUUCGAGGGCUUACAUGGCCUCGGCCUGCUGCUUCAGCCUGCUGGCGCUUUUUUGCUCUACCAGGGUCGUCUACAGCCACGCUGAGCUCCAACGCUGACCGUCUCUCCAUCAAACACACCAGCAGAGGAUGGACAGUAACCUCUGAUGCUGAACUAGUUACAGUUACUGCGUUCUUCUUCUUCUCAGGAACAUGUUGUGACAUACAUAGAGCAAACCUUUUAAGAAUUGUGUUGUAUUGUCAUCGCAAGGUCAAGACACAUGCCAUGUGUCAAGUCAGCACAUUCUCAAGGCCAGUGAUGAGAUGUGGAUGAAUGAGCUGCUUUCAUCGCAGUCAAAACUAUUUAUUGUGGGUAAAAUGAAGCUAUGUUAUGUUAAUUGAGUUUCUAUGUUUUGGGUUUGUUUUGAUGUUGGGUUCAAGGAUGAUGUGAUUUGAUUUUGGUGGUCAAAGGUCAAGGUCACUGUGACCUCACAUCCGUCCCAUUCUCUCAGGAACGCCUUGAGUGAAUGUCUUCAAAUUUGGCACAAACAGACACUUAGACCCGGUAAGGGUCAAGGUCACCGUGACCUCACGUCCGUCCCAUUCUGGUGAAAUCUCAGGAACGCCUUGAGCUAAUUUCUUCAAAUUUGGCAGAAACUUCCUCUUGGAAUCAAGGAUGAACUCAUUAGAUUUUGGUAGUCAAAGGUCAAGGUCACUGUGACCUUACAUCCGUCUCAUUCUCAUGAAAGCAUUAUCUCAGGAACACUUUGAGCAAAUGUCUUCAAAUUUGGUACAAACUUCCACUUCGACUCAAGGUUGAACUGAUUAGGUCAAAGGUCACUCUGACCUCACGUCCGUCCCAUUCUAGUGACAUCUCAGGAACGCCUUCAGCGAAUUCCUUCAAAUUUUGCACCAACAUCCACUUCAACAAGGAUGAACUUAUUAUAUUUUGUUUGAUGAAGGUCAAAGGUCACCGUGACUUUACGACUGUCCCAUUCUCGUGAUAUUUUGGGAUCGCCUUGAUCAAAUUUCCUCGAAUUUGGCGUAAACAUCCAUUUCAUCAAGGUGAAGUGAUUAAAUUUUUUUGGUUAAAGGUCAAGGUCACCAUGACCUCACACUCGUCCCAUUCUCAUGAAAUCUUGGGAACGCCUUGAGCAAUUUUCCUCAAAUGGCACAAAUAUCCACUUAGACUCAAGGUUGAAGGGAUUAGAUUUAGGUAGUCAAAGGUCAAAGGUCAAAGGUCAUUGUGAAGGUCAUCGUCCCAAUCUUGUGAUAUCUCAGGAGCACUUUGAGCAAAUUUCUUCAAGUUUGAAGUGAUUCGAUUUUGUUGAUUAAACGUCAAAGGUCAAGAAUCCAUAUGCUAAUUAUGAUGUUUUGCACAAAAGUCCAACAUGAUGAAAUGAUGAAGUGACGACAUUUUGGACAGACAUGGAUGUAAACUGCAACUUCACUGGUUGGUGGAGCCAAACAGCCUCGAGGCGGUAAUUCUAGUUUUUUUUUUAUAAUCUUGUACGGGUAAUGAAAGGGAGCGACAUCCUGCUGUGUACUGUUGCUAAGAAACCACAGUGGAGUCUUGACACUCAUUGUGUGCUGCAUUAUGCUGCAGUCUUCUCGUCCAUAUGCUCUGUUUGGCUUCUGUGGAGGAUCAGUAAUAAUAACUGAAUGACACCGAUUACCCAAGAGAAAUCAACCUUUAUAGCAAAACAAAGCUUCCUUUACAGCACAAGAGUCCCACUUGUUUGGAGCUAUACUGGUUCUUCCUGAUCUCCACACCCUGUCCUACUAUUGUGCUGUACCACUUCUGGCAACAUGUUAACAUCUCAGGGACAAUAUUGACUUUACAAAGUUUACAGUUUGUCUGUCAGAUGUUCUUAACCUUCCUGUUGUCCUCGGGUCAAAUUUGACCCGUUUACAAACUUCAUCAUAUUACGAAUAUGGGUUUCUUUCAUCUGAUUAACAUGGAUGAAAGUAAUUCAUAAUUUCUGGGGGGUUUUCUAUGAUCAAAAAGGAGGUAUAAUUUCAUGUAAAUGAAGUUUAUUGACCAUAAAUUACAGAAAAAAGUGUAAAACUUGUGGUAAUGAGUUGGAAUGAAGUUUGCUGAAAAGGUGUCAUUAUGUGCUGCCAUUGAAAAUGUUUUAUAUUAUAAUAUUUAUAAUAUUCUGACUAAACUUUGACAUAUACCCAUCUGUGAUAAUCCAUCAAUAUUAUGUUCCACUGAUAGUCAAAAUAAUUAAAAAUUUCGGCUUUUUUUACUCAAACAUUAGGUGUAAUUUAAUGGAAAUAAUAUUUAUUAACCAUAAAUUCCCCCCAAAAAGUAUAAAUCAUGUGGUAAUGAGUUGGAACGAGGUUGGCUAAAAAGGUGUAACACAGAAUUAGGUGGUAAUUUAUAGUUUAUGGUUUAUAAACUGUCAAACCAGACCAAAAUUUGCACGGUCGACGGGAAGACAAUAGGAGGGUUAACUAGAAUAAGUCUACAGGACGCUCAAAUAGUGCUCUGAUGGUUCAUUUAAGGUGCUUGGCAAUGGUGCAACUGAAAGAUAUCCGCAAGCUAGCGUCGUCCUAAACUACACCGCAGAAGACGUUAUUCUGUUCAUUCAUGGUGUCUCCGCUGACUCACUCAGUUGGCAUAGAUUGUUUGAAAUGUGUAGAUUAGUUAUUAGAAUAAUAUUUUUGCACUUCAUUCAGAUAUAAGCUUGC